This is a messenger RNA of Cuculus canorus (common cuckoo), 6305 nucleotides long. RefSeq names its product ataxin 1 like (gene ATXN1L). Gene Ontology annotation, biological process: regulation of DNA-templated transcription; anatomical structure development. The record is from RefSeq and is a predicted model, not a curated record. Gene Ontology annotation, molecular function: protein binding; RNA binding. The coding region runs from base 194 to 2263 and encodes 689 amino acids. Lineage: Eukaryota; Metazoa; Chordata; Aves; Cuculiformes; Cuculidae. Gene Ontology annotation, cellular component: nucleus. The transcript is spliced from 2 exons.
CAUCGGCUCGCGCCACGGGGAGGGGAGGGGCCGCGCCGGAGGCGGCCGCGGGCGGCGCCGGGGCGGGCGGCGGAGGAGCCGCGCCAUGGCGGGUGAGGCAGCAGCUGGCAGCGGGGAUCCGAGAUCCGGCGUGUGGCAGCCCCCGCAGCUGCCCCCAUGAGCGAGCGGGGCUGCCCAGACACUGCGGGGCACCAUGAGAGCGGGCCACGAGCGCAGCCAGGAGUGCCUCCCGCCAAAGAAGCGGGACCUGCCCACUGCCAGCACCGGCACAGAGGCGGGACGGGUGGCAGGAGCCUCAGGUGAGGGCCCUGAGUGGCCCCGGACGGCCGGGCCAGGCCCCGCUACUGUGCGCUACGGCCCUGGCGAGGCCACAGAAGCAGCAGCGGGGCUUACGGUGGACCAGUACGGGAUGCUCUACAAAGUGGCGGUGCCCCCCGCCACCUUCUCCCCCACGGGUCUGCACCCUGUGGUGAACGUCAGCCCCUUGCCCCCCACCUUCAACGUGACCUCACCAAUAAUCCAGCACCCGGGGGUGCCCUACCCUCCCAUCCACUACACGCAGAUCCCGCCAGCGUCCCUGCAGUUCAUCGGCUCCCAUUACACAGUGCCCUAUGCCGUCCCUCCUGGCUUCCUGCCUAGCCCGCUCCUGUCUCCUUCCACCAACCUCACCGCCUCUCAUGUCCCUCACUUUGUGCCAUACACCUCUCUCUACACGGAAGAAGCCGCUCCUUCCCCCCAGACUACCUCUCCUACCCACACCUUCAACAAAUCUGCUCCGGCGAGCUCUCCUUCUGGCCAGAUGCAGCACCAUGCUGGGACCCAAACGUUAGAAGCUGCACCAGGUAGAAUUCCUGUUUAUUAUCAGAUGUCCCGCCUCCCACCAGGGUAUUCAGCGUAUGAGACGCCUGCAGCCGGUGGAAGCCCAGAGUCUCCUCGGCAAGACAGUCAGCUGAGUUCAGAGGUAGCCGCUGCCAAUGGUGGGCAGAGACACCUGGAGGCUCAUGUGGCGAGAAGGAGCAGCGAGGUGCUGGACUCUGCCAGCAGCAAGGCUGAAGACUCUCUGCCAGGAACUGCAGCAGGAUGUGUGGUCGAUGGGCAGUUUCUUUCAGGUUACCAGACGCUGGGAACAGAGGUCUCUGUGCCAGCUCACAGAAGCACCCCAGACACUGAUCUGGAGGUUCAGAGGGUGGUGGGGGUGUUGGCAUCUCAGGAUUAUCGUGUUCUGGCAGCCCAGAUGAAAGAUGACCCGAGCCCUUUAAACCUUUGCCAUAAUCUCCCUGAUCAGCAGGGGGAGUUGAAGGAUGUGCUGAAGAACACGGUGGAAAGGGCUGCUGUUGAGAAAAGCCAAUCCAGGAGUCCGUAUGUGAUGUCCCCCGAAGAGCCGGUUAGACAAAGACAAUUAACCAAAGGAAUGGUGAUAGCCAACGGCAAGCCAGUCCUGGUUCCCGUUGCAUCUGAGCCCACCAGGUCUGCCUCAGAAACCCAGGUGAGGCAGAGCCCAGACGCACAGGCUCGAGGAAGCGUGCUGGAAAAGGACGUGGCCCAGCCGCAGCCACCCAGCGCCUCACACUUGCCCUCUCACUUCAUGAAGGGAGCCAUCAUCCAGCUGGCCACCGGAGAGCUGAAGCGGGUAGAGGACCUGCAGACUCAAGACUUUGUUCGCAGUGCAGAGGUGAGCGGGGGCCUGAAGAUCGACUCCAGCACCGUGGUGGAUAUUCAGGACAGCCAAUGGCCUGGGCUUGUCACACUGCAUUUUGUGGUUGGGGAGCAACAAAGUAAAGUGAGCAUUGACGUGCCCCCGGAGCAUCCCUUCUUUGUGUACGGCCAGGGCUGGUCCUCCUGUAGCCCAGGGCGGACUGCUCAGCUCUUUGCUUUGCCCUGUCACAGGCUGCAGGUAGGGGAUGUCUGCAUAUCAAUCAGUUUACAGAGCAUGAACGGCAACUCUGCUUCUCAGGCUAACUACCCUCUCACAGAUCAGUUGAUAUCUACUAGGGAGAGAUCUGACAGAACAGCUCAGGGGUCCGGAGAACCGUCUGACAGAGCUGCUGAAAGGAACAGCCACACAGAUAGGGACGGCGCAGCCCAGAGCUCUCAUGCAGAACCCUCUCAGCCUGAGACUGGCAGUCAGCAUGGCUGGACAGCCCCAGGCUUCCAAAGAUACAGCAUGCAGGCAGAGGAGCCUCGGCCCUCUCUGCUCCGUCCCUCUUUCAUUCCCCAGGAGGUCAAGCUGUCUAUUGAAGGGCGUUCUAAUGCAGGGAAAUGAUCCCUUUGAGGCUGUGAGCUAGGGCAUCCCCUCUAGGUGAGCCUUGCCGUCAGGUGGAGAAAUUGCACAGACUUUGUGACGGGUUCACCAGCAAAGGCUGCUUUCUGCCCUGCAGGACUGGAUUUAAUCCAUCCAGUCCGGUGGCUGACCACUUCCUCUUGGGGAAUCAAGAGGGAUCCAGUGCCUCAGGGAGCAGCAACCGGCUAGCUGGGGUAGAGAACCGGGAUGUGCUCAUGAGCUUGCGAUGAGAGCAUUCCAGAGGCUGGGGCUUUCUCACACCUCCCUGAAUAACUGAUUUCCUGCAGGGCAGGGUCUAAGCAUUCAGGACGGGUGGGGAGAUGAGGAGGGCAGACACAGCUUAAGGUAGCAGAUAAAAUUGCUGAAGAUGUUACGCCUCCUUUCUCAUGCUGGGGAGAGAUUGGUCCCCAAUGGAGCUAAGGGGGCUCCACUCCCAGUAUCCCUUUUCUUCACACAUGCACUUUAAAAGGACCGUUCACCGAUGGAGCUCUUGAGGGCAGGACGGAGAUGCUUCUCCGGUGGUUCUGUUAAUGUCUCUUCCACUGAAUCCCACUGCUCUUUCUUCUUGCAAAGAAUGUACAGAUUUGAAUGAAUCACAGAAAUUCAAGAGGAAGGACCAAAAGGAUGGGUUUGGGUGUAGGUGAAUAGGGAACGCGAGCACUUGGGGUGGGACAUGAGUUGGGGUGGGGGACAUCAGUUUCCUGGUAUAAAAUACACUUAAUUAUUUGCCACCAAAUCAAAUCUUCCUUCCCAUGUGAAUAACUUAAAAAAAAUAUUUCUCGGGCUUAUCACUUUUGCAGAGGCUUAGCCUAUGGGCGAAUGGAGUUGGGUUUUUUUUUUGCUUGGUUGGAUUUUGGGUUUUGGUGGUUUGUUUUUUUUUUUAAAGCUGAGGUGAAAUAUAUUCAGCUUUCUCUAGGGAAGGAUGGAAACACAUCCUUUUUCUGUGAGAAGACUGAGACUAUUUUGUAAUGAAAUCAGAAGAAAACACUCCAGAUGGUUAACUCUUCCCUGCAGGCAGUGUCCUGAAUAAGCUCUGGACAAGAGACAAGUAUUUGUGCAUGUGCAGGCAAGGUACAAAGUUUCUGCUAAGUUCAGUUCUGUUGUUAAUGUAGAGACUAUUAAAAAAAAAAAAAAAUAACUGCAUCACAGGGCAUUUUGGGGUGGUUUUGUGUUAGUUCUUCAGAUGCUUCACUCUGGAGUUCCUCUGUAGAACAGCAUGGUAAAAUCAAGAGUAGUCUUUUUCACAGUGAGAUUUAUUACAAAUGUAUAUUAAUACCUCGUUAUGGUAAUAACACUCCAUUCAAGUGAAGGCUCCAGUAGUCACACUAAUUUGCCCUCUCUGAUGGUGUGUUAUGACACCAGCUCUAACUGCUUAGCUAGGAUAAAACAUAGUCACUGUUACAUUGUGGAUAGGAGUCUUCACUGACUUCACUUGGGUUAAGUAUUCCUUGUAUUAAGGUGCCCAUCUCUGUGCUAGGACCAGGCUUUUCAGAGGAUUUCUUUUCAGUGUGCGGGUCCCCGCUGGAGUCCUGAUGCUGCUCCUGAUGUUCAGCAUACUGGUUUCUGUCUCUCCUUGCUCAUCUUCCUGGAGUUUUCCGUCAGGCAUCCCUAACUGCUAGGGCACUGCUGCUCCCUUUCCCUGAAUGCCUUGUGUGUCUGUGCUCUCCUCGGCGCAGCUAUCGUCCAUCAGAUUGCAGUGGUAGCGUCUCAGGGCUGUUCUGCACGCUCUCCGGGAAUGUGUCCUGUAUCUGGUUGGCUUCGGUUGACUGUGUGAGGGAGGGGUGCUCUGCCUGAGUGUUAGGCAAAUCAGAGUUUCCAGAAUGUCCCUUCCAUCCCGGCGCUCAGUCCUGUUUUCCUAGCACCUUGCUAGCCGUUUCUGUUGCCUUUGAAAUGCCUGCACCAGGACAGUUUCUUUUCAGGCCUUAGGUGAGAUCUGCGCUACUUCUGCCUUCAGUGUUUGUGCCUCACAGGGGUUUUUCCGGAAUGAGGAUGCUGCCUGUACCACAUGUAGCUUCCCUCAAAGUACACACUGCUUUCGAUCUCAUCAGCUCCAUGUGAAGUGUAUGAAGUCGCGGUGAUGCUGUCACGUGAAGAUUCCGCCUCUUUGGAUGCAGCAGCUCUGGGAACAGAUGCUGGUUUCCUGGUCCCGUUUGUUUGUAACGUGUACUGUCUGGGCCCCGGUGCCUGGCCUCAGCACCUGGUGUCAUUUGUGGUUGCUCUUCAUUGGACUCUCCUACGCAAAGACCUCGAUUAAUGCUGGUUUGUACUUCACGCUCAGGACAGCCAGGGUGUCUGUGGCCAAAGGCAGAAGGCAGAGGAGCUCAGGUUCUCCUGCCUGUUCUUGGCAGGGUGCAUGCAGAGAAAUUCAGAGCUGUGGCAGGCAGCUAAGAAAGGGAUUUUGCAUACGUAUGGUGUGUGAAUGUAGGCGGGCUGGUUGCACACAUAGAGGGAGUCUCUGAGCAGCUGGAGGGUGCAGAGUCCCUUGUGCAUCUCUGAACACAGAAGUCUCUCUCUUUUAGAGCAGGGGUUUGGGGAGCCGGCCUUAUCUCGUGUGUGUUACUGUAACUACUACUCCUAGAUCUCAGCCGCACUGAACAGUGGUCCGACACUGAUGUACCAGGCAAGAUGCUGUGUGGCUAAAAUAGCUUUGUACUGUAGGCAGCCGAAGGGCUGUGGAGGUGCUCACCCUGGGCCUUGGCUAGCUGCGCGCUUGUCCAGUGCGGUUUGAGCUCUGUGGAACAGGCCAGGGUGUGAAUUUGACCUCGGUGCUUUUAUCCAACGCUCCCUGUCAGUCCCACUGUUGCGCAUGUUUCAGCUGCCAGCUCUUCUCUGGAAGCAACGAGUUGGGGCACAUCUCACGAUGGGGCAUUGAGCUGGGAAUCUGGUUGCUUGCCCCGAAGGCAGUGGGCAGGAGGGGUCACUGCCAGCCCUCUUGCCUAGAUUAGCAGAACUCCUAAUCACUGGAAUCUGUCCUGACGGGAUUGGGCUGUGUUGUUUGGUGCCUGUGGUGCUGUUGUGUUGAGCGUUGAGGUUCUGAGACAUGAAGUGUGUGGGACAGGCUCUGCUGUAGGCAGAAAAGCUAUGAAUGAGCCUAUGGAGGAGGCUUUUAUUUCUUAGGUUUACAGGGAAUGGAGGAGAUAAAGCCAGGAAGGUAUUAUGGAACAAGAUGGUUAUCCAGGCUUUUCUGCUGGCAGCGAUGUGACAGGCUUCUCGGAGAAAUAUCCCGUUUUCCUGCUGCUAUUGUGAAGGGGAGGGGAGCUGUGGUCUGUCCUACCCGGAGGAGGAGGCCUCCUGCCUUGGUCUCCGCCAGCUCACGCUCUGUGGCAGGAGUCUGUAGGAUGCAAUAAGGGUGUCUGUGGCCGCCUGUUCCAUCUGAAACAUUCCUUGGGUCAGCUGCCCGACAGAGGCCAGGCCUGUUUCUAGGCUGUGCGUACACUGCUGCUCCAGGAACAUGAGACUUGCUCCAAGCGACGAGCGCUCAUCACUACCAGACUAUGCAGAGGAAGCUCUGCCUGGAAAGAAGGAAAGCUGCAGAGGCUCCUCUGCCUCCCCUUUCCGGCAGGUGCGCAAGUAUAAUGCACUUUUCACAUUAAGUGUCCCUGCCCCCCCGUCCCCACCCCACGCUCAGAGUCACUUUUCCCCGUAGAGAACUAACAAUCCUUGUUACUCAGAAAUCAUUGUAAAGGAAACUACAGCAGCUUGAGUAGCCCGAAUGCGAGUUCCUGCCCACAGCAGUAUAUGUGCCUUUCCCUAGCGUCGCUCACAACUGCUCUUUGUCUUUCAGGCUGUCCUAGGGCCUGAAACUUUGCAGAAGCUGCUAAGAUGGCUACGAAUGCACAUUCAGUACAGAGUUUGGCCCAGGGUGUGUUCUGUGUAUGGCUUAGGAUGGUCAAGGCCCUUCCACGGAUUUCACACCUGUCUGUGUAAGGACAAGACUUGUCCCUAACGUCCUUCUAGGCUGCUGCCAUCCCACCCCGCAAACGCACCCGUGCACAUUUUCGUUGUUUCCCGCUUUCAUGGCACC